GCCGGGCCACUCGCCCCGUCGCUGACGGCGUCCGCCGCCCCGGGCAGCACCCAUGCACGGCGCGCUCCGGGAGUCGUAGGCUGCAGCUGCGCCGCGGCUCCGGGACCGGCAGGGUUGCUGCGGCCGUGGGGGGCGUCAAUGGAUCGCCAUUCCAGCUACAUCUUCAUCUGGCUGCAGCUCGAACUCUGCGCCAUGGCCGUGCUGCUCACCAAAGGUGAAAUCAGAUGCUACUGUGAUGCUGCCCAUUGUGUGGCGACUGGCUAUAUGUGUAAAUCUGAGCUAAGCGCCUGCUUCUCUAGACUUCUUGAUCCUCAGAACACAAAUUCCCCACUCACCCAUGGCUGCCUGGACUCUCUCGCAAGCACAGCAGACAUCUGCCAAGCCAAACAGGCACAAAACCACUCUGGCACCGCCAUGCCCACGUUGGAAUGCUGUCAUGAAGAUAUGUGCAAUUACAGAGGGCUGCAUGACGUUCUCUCCCCCCCCAAGGGGGAGGUCUCAGGACAAGGAAACCGGUAUCAGCAUGACAGUAGCAGAAACCUCAUCACCAAAGUGCAGGAGCUGACUUCUUCCAAAGAGUUGUGGUUCCGGGCAGCGGUGAUCGCUGUUCCCAUCGCUGGAGGGCUGAUUUUAGUGUUGCUUAUUAUGUUGGCCUUGAGGAUGCUUCGAAGUGAAAACAAGAGACUGCAGGACCAGCGGCAACAGAUGCUGUCCCGUUUGCACUACAGCUUUCAUGGACACCAUUCCAAAAAGGGGCAGGUUGCAAAGUUGGACUUGGAAUGCAUGGUACCAGUGAGUGGGCAUGAGAACUGCUGUCUGACCUGUGAUAAAAUGAGACAAGCAGACCUCAGCAACGACAAGAUCCUCUCGCUCGUUCAUUGGGGCAUGUACAGUGGGCACGGGAAGCUGGAAUUCGUAUGACUGCAUCUUAUCUGAACUGAGCUUCUUGGACGCUUGAAGGCCUUUGAGUUCUGCUGGACAGGAGCACUUUAUCUGAAGAAAAACAAACUCGUGUAAUCAUCUUUGAGAGACAAAAUGACCUCUGCAAACAGAAUCUUGGAUGUUUCUUCUGAAGGAUUAUUUGCACAGACUUAACGUACAGUCAAAUGUAUUACUUGCUUUGAAAUUAUAAAAAAGCAAAGAGAAGACUAUGUACACACUGUUACCAGGGUGAUUUGCAUCUGAGGGAGCUGCAAUGAGUACCUAAAUAAACCAAAAAUGUGCUCUAUGUCAGCUCCUACAUCUUGAUUUAUUGUAAAGAUUUUAAAAUAUAUAUAUAUACAUAUAUAUAUAUUUUGUCUGAAAUUUAGCAGUGUCUUGUCAUAAAUUAAAAACUAAGUGGGAAGUGUAAAAAAAUACUACAUGUUAAUUAUACAAACGAAGAUCUGUUCUCAGAGUAGGGUCUAACUAGGAUUUGGCUUGAUUUUUCUUUUUUCUUUUUUUUUUAAAAAAACAAAACAAGACCAAGAUCUUGUUUAUUCUUACAUGCCCGUGUAUAAUUUUCUUACAGUGUGUAGAAUUUCUAAAUGUAAUGCCCAUCGUUCAGUGUCUUAACAGUUUUUGUUUGGAUCAUUCUGGUUUUUAGCUUUCAUCCAAGAGAAAUCUUAAAUGUAUUUAAACCAGGUCAGAUAUGAUUGAUCAGUUUCUGAAGUUGCCUUAGCAAAGGUACUGUUAUUUAUCAACUUGAUCCAGUUGCUCUGGAAUACUUCUUAAAUGUCUACCUCCAACCAGGAAAAAAAAACCUAAAUGAAACUUUUUUUUUUUGUAGUUAAAGUUAGUCACUGUCUACUUCUACUGUUUACUCUGUCUCAAACCUAAUUAAAUAUUUUGGACCCAUGUUAGCCAAACUUUAUUGUACCAUGCUCCCAGUUUUCAAAACUUCCUUCAACACAGUAUUAUACUAAUAUUUUAUUUUAUUUUUUACUUCUCAAUUUUUAGAAAGGUUUUCAAUAGUGAAUAUUAUAUAUCAAUUGAGAUUUAAAUAACACAGAGUGCUACUAGUUUUCCUCCCCCAAAUUAACAUAACCAAAUAGAACAUUGACUUUAGCCACUAACUUGAUACACUAACAGUGUUUUCAUUCCUGUAGGACUUUCUGUCUGGCAACACUGCCCAGCCUGAAUUUAAACCCAUGCCAUAUUUGUGUACUUUUCCCCCCAGAUGGGUCUUUGUUAUCUUAAAUGUGACAAUAAUUUGUCAUGUAAGGUUUUUUCCCCCAAUUCUUUUGUAUAUUUGAAACUUUUGCUUAAAAAUUGACCUCUUGCCUGCAUAUUUGAAUGUGGGGUUUUCUUCUAUGAGUGUUAAAGGACUUUUUAAAAAAGGUUUUCCGGAAUAUUUUAUGAUAAGCAUAAUUUGGAUCCCUUAAGACAGAUGCAGUAGCCAAAUUCAUGGAAGAAUCAGAGUUGAAAGGACUAGUCUAAAAAUGAAUACCUAGAUUAUUUAAUAAUCAAUAGACCACAGCCCCAAACAAAUUAGGCUAUGGAAUAAAUAUGCGUUUUAAUAAAUGACAAUUUGUUUUGUGCUUUUUGAAAUUGACAGUUUGUGCAUGCAUGACUUACAAUUUACCAAAGGUGUUAAAUUUUAUGUGUGUCAAUGUUUGAGGGAGCCAAAGGACUGUUAGACCUAAUUGUCCAAACCUGUCUAGAGAAGAGAAUUGAUCAAAAUUGCCAUUGGUGCCACAGGUGGAAAUUUCCCCCUUCACCUCCGCUUUCUGCCUCUCAAUCAAAUCAUAGUAGUAGUGCCACUUAGAAUUGGAAGACUUCUUGCUCCUUUUGCCUGGUCAUUUCAUAUACAGUACCAUGCAAGGGCAAUCAUUCUUUAAGUAGCCAAUCUUUAUUAUCAGUUUUGUAUAGUUAAUAUUCUUCUGUUUGCCCUGCUUUUAUUCUCUAUUCACCUCAUUUCUUCCAAGUCCCAGUAAACUAAGAACUCAGCAAUUCAUUAAGAAAUAAAGCAAUGUAAGAUUUAAAUUCAUGUGCUCUGAAAUGCUUUGAAAUCAGUAAACUCCGGGUACCAGGAUAGAUCAAGGUCCAGGUUACAGCUGACGUCACAGAAAUCGAAUGCAAGAUGAAUGUAGCGUGUCCCCACUUGGUUCUGUGUUCACUGACCUGCAUCUUGUUUCUAUUGUAAAUUCAUGAGACCGCUUACACCUCUGUGUCGGUGGGAAGGUGGCAAUGUGCCUGUGUUCUCUUGUUAGACUGGUGUGCUGGGCCUCAAGUGGUAGCCACUUAAAUAGACUGGCCCUGUCUCUUUUGCUAAUAACAAAUCCUCUUUAAAAUCCUCUCAUUUACUAUUUGCACAUGUCCUUUCCACCAGUCUACGCAUAACUUGGCCUUUCAAUGAAAAUACUGCAGGUUUCUCAACUUUGAUUUUUACUAAGAACUAAAUAUAGAUACUUUUGCUUUCCUACGAGUGUAGAAGUUGCCAAGAGUGGAGAUAAAGGAUCCUUCAUGAAAUAACUACCUACCUGACUCAGUGACGUAAGAAUAGUUAUGACUGGUUUAUUUGUUUUUCCCUCACAGAGAUGUUUACUGUUACUUUGAGGUGUCAGUACAAGGCCAGGCUAACCAGGGACAGCCCCUGUUUAAUACUGACAUAAAACUCCCCCCCAAAAGUAAUUUUCCUUUCUAAGUGGAAAUUUGCCCAAACCAGAGACAAAUGGGACCAAAUUUGCCAUGUUUUUGUAUCUACACCCCUUACAUUGUACUCCUGUUGAAAAAAUUGAUCUGUACAUGGUUAUGUCUUUCAUGGCAUUUCCCCCCCUUAUUUUGAAUGGCUCAGAGGCUUCCUAGAAAUUGACUGGUGUGUCUCUAAUUUCUGCUGAACUGAUUUUAUUAAAAACACUGCACCAUAGGGGGUUUGACCUUCUAAAAUACCAAACAUGUCUGCUUAGAAAAUCAUAAAGCUCUCCUCUGAAGAGCUCGUAAAUCUGGUUUCAAUAUGGGUUGAUUAUAGACUAAAAGCUUGAAAGCAGUGGCAUCUAGUAUCAUGAGUCUGGGACUAGCCUUUUUGGGGCCAGGACAGCUUUUUUCCCUUAUAACCUAAUUGGUCCUCUUCCCUGUCUUAGCCCAAAGAACUUGAAACCUCAAAAGUUACAUGGUGUGAGGAGGUUGAACUCAUACAGAGUAGUGGUCAAGCUUGCUUUCAGAGUCUCACAGCCUGGGUUCAAAUGCUGCUUUUGUCUCUACUAGCUGUGUGAAUGUGGGCUAAUGACAAGCUCUUUAAAUACUCAGUUUUGUUACCUAUAAAAUGGGGGCAGUGAUUGGAGCCAUGAGGAGAUAUACAGUAGCCAUUACUAUUAAUGUACACGAGAGUCUUGUGUGAACUAGAGUGGCCCAACCUUCCUCAAAAAUUGAGAAUUUGUGCCUAUUUAUACAAUGGGUAUUUUUACUUUUUCAUUUCAGAUUUUUGUAUAUUUGAGAUUUGCUGGCCCUUCAGUCACCUGCAGACUGGAUUUAGUAUUUGUAAUAUUUGCUUUCAAUUUAUUGCCUUUAUUUAGCCUCUCAUAUCUACCGAUUAUGUUGAUUUGUAAUUAUGUCUUUUAGGAAUAAUCUAUAUGGCUACUGACAAGAACCUUUUAAUUUUAUGUACCUAUUUUGUUUUUGUUUUUGGUAUUUGGCAGAAUGAAGUUAUUUCAGUUUUGGCUGCUCCAGAUGGUUAAUCCAUUGAGAAAACCAAGAGUCAGGUUAAAUGACAGAUAGUUUCAGAAUUGCUUCAACAGUUUGUGUCUGAUCGAUGCAUUCUGAACAAGUGCUACCAUCAAUUAUAUUUGCCCCAUAGGUGCUCCAAACAAAAUAUAAAUAGUUCCACAACUG
Molecule: messenger RNA, 4809 nt
Organism: Rhinolophus ferrumequinum (greater horseshoe bat)
Lineage: Eukaryota; Metazoa; Chordata; Mammalia; Chiroptera; Rhinolophidae
Gene: BAMBI
Product: BMP and activin membrane bound inhibitor
Exons: 3
Coding region: 139-921 (260 amino acids)
Biological process (GO): negative regulation of transforming growth factor beta receptor signaling pathway; transforming growth factor beta receptor signaling pathway; positive regulation of canonical Wnt signaling pathway
Molecular function (GO): frizzled binding
Source: RefSeq, a predicted model, not a curated record